This is a messenger RNA of Aspergillus aculeatinus CBS 121060, 3006 nucleotides long. RefSeq lists its product as uncharacterized. Bases 1 to 3006 code for a protein of 1001 amino acids. The transcript is spliced from 2 exons. The record is from RefSeq and is a predicted model, not a curated record. NCBI's taxonomy places the organism in Eukaryota, Fungi, Ascomycota, Eurotiomycetes, Eurotiales, Aspergillaceae.
AUGAGGCAGCCUAAAAUAAGUGAGAAGGCACUCGACCCCAAUGAACGCUGGCUCGCACUGCUGGAAGAGCAUUUGCCACCGCCGUUGCGCAGAGACUACAAUGGGGAGGAGACGGAGGAGAGUCCGGAUCAUUCCUCCGCCAAUUCGUCGUCUAUGGCCCAGGAAUCCUUCGCAGAAGCUGUCGACAUGACCAACACGCUAUAUCGAGCCCGAAAACAUCGACAUUUGGACCUGCUGACGUAUCUUGGCUUCCGGUUGAACAAUUGGGCUGCUGUGGAUUUCAUUUUAGGUCGUCUUCUUGACGCCUCCGAAGCCGCCAGUGACUUCUCGCGGCGCUCGCGGCCACCAACCGGUGUGCAUUGGGCGCUGGAUCCGAACUCAACGCUUGAUGAGCUUUCUAGUCGAGCUGUGGAUUCUGCGCCUCCUGCUGCGGCGGCCACAAACCGCGGCGCGUCAAAUGACCCGAAAUUGAUUCCGCUGAGGCACAGUACCGCCAGGCCCUUUGCUGCCGAAUUGAAUGAGCGAUUUCUGGCGCAGAUAUGGCAAUCGCUGGGUGCCCUUGUACUAGACGCCGCGGAUGCAUCCCCCAAUGAGGCCAAGUUGGCUAUGUCGGUUGUUCUUUGCACUCUUGCCCGUCUGCAUACUUCUGGCGCUAUAUCCGACCGGGUUUACGAUUGGACUCCACCCCUGCGAUUCCAGAGUUCAUUUCGGCCUCCAGGGAUGUCCUUGCUCAAGUCCUCGAUUAUGCAAGCUCUGACUGAUGCUGCGUGGAUGGAGUACGAGGCAGACAUGGCUGACAAGGCUGCUGCAGCAGGCCAAGAAUCACCCUUCAUUUCGGUUAGCCCGGUCAUCCGUGAACUAGGACCAUCAAUUUGGAUGGAGUUGAUUCUCUGGUGCUGUGUCGAGCAAGGCUUCACCGAAGAGGGGGUGUGGCUAAUAGAGCGAAUGAAGAGACAGUCGAGCGACAACCGCUGGACGGCCAAGAACUGGAACAAGAUACAUAUGCUUGACAAGUCCGCACGAGUCUGGAAGACUAAUAUCGAGAUGGAAAGCACAUGGCGUCGGCCACAUGACCCUGGAGUGCUUGACACGCGAAUUAUGGAAAAUUACACCAAGAACAGGGUUGACCUGACUCCCUUUGUUGGGAUGGGUGAGCGAACGAUUAGCGAGGAAGUCGUUUGUGCAUUGUUCCACAGUCUCCCAAACCUGGCAUAUCUAGGGACCGGUUUCCGAGGCAUGUCACCCAGUCGCAUGGUGUCCUGUGUUUUCACAUUAAAGUUCAUUUUCGCUUCGCAGAGGAUGACACGUUUGCUUGCGACAACCAGGACUUUUAAUACUUUCCUCAUGCGGGUGCUAUCCUCUGGAGGGAUCAACGCCCAAAAGGACCCUUUUUGUCUUAUUGACCUCCUCAAGGCCGCAUCGACUGUAGUGCCGCCUUGGGUUCCGCCCUAUACGCAAGACACGGAUAAAAAGCAACUCAAGCGCUAUCGUCAGUGGGAUUCUUACAAUCAAACUCUGGCGCCAGUUGGCCUGCUCGAAUACACCCUUAGGUAUUCUUCGUCCUUGCGACGGUCCGGGGAGGCCUUGAGGACAUUUGCCUGGCUGCAGGAAAUAGAAGACGAAAGCAGACAGCAGCGGAUAGGCAAAUCCUUCGACUCGGAAGCUAUAGGCGCUGAGGACUCGCUUGAUUCUUCUUUGUCACCCAUGCCGCAUCUGUCGAGUGUGACGCUGGCCGAACUGCUCGACUUGCUCACCGCAUCACGGGCUUACGAGUCGGCUGAGUGGCUAUUCUCUGCUACAGACGUCGAAAGGCCUGCCAUCUCAAAGGACGUGUACGGUAACCAGAACAUAGCGCCAUCGAUCCUUCGCUUCGCCGCCGCCACAAAGAACGAAGUCCUUGCUGAAUCUGUUAUUGGAUCUCUUCAGCAGCCUCUUUCAACUAACACCUUGCGUGCCCUUCUUAACUACCGCAUCGUGCAAGGCCACUGGGAUUCAGUGGUAUUCUUGCUCGAGUACCUUCGCGACCACCGCCUUAAGUCCUGGGGCCACAGCAACGUUGCCACCCUAGCAGCAGAGAUCAUCCGUCUGGAACACGCCCUUCAAGAGUUAGGAGAAGAUUGGGAACGCCUCGGUACAGAUCAUGAACGGAGGCACGCCAACCUCGUCAGUUCUCUGGGCACGGCGAAGGCAAUCCUCGGCCGCUUAUUUGCUGGAGAGUUCAGCGAACGCCGGAGCUCGGUCCUAUCGAACAGCGCUAUCCCCGUCCAGAGCCGGGACUUCCAACCACGUGUGCUCGCGAGUUUUCACCGCGUCUUCCUCAAUUUCGUAGACUCCCCUGCCCUUCGUGAUAUCGCCGCCUCCAGCACACAUCACCUAAAAUUCAAGGUCGCUUCGCGCACUUUGAUCCCCUACAUUCCCUCGACUGCGUUCCACCGGAUCCUCGAAGCCGUCGUUGACACGCAAGGCAGCGCCGCGGGCAUGAACCUUUACUUCAAGACUUGCUUGGACAUCCUCUCACCGGAAACGGUCAGGACGCGUGAGGGCGGCAUCCCGCGCAUGUACCUACACUCCGAACGCAUCCUCGAACGAGCCGACCCCCACUUCGACCCAGUAUACUUCUGGGGCAAGCAGGAAAAGUGUGUGAUCCCGAACUUGAAUACCAUUCGGGUCAUCCUACGGGCAGCGAUGAAAGAAUACAACGCCAAGAACAGAGUGCAAGAAGACAAAAGUCACAAUGACGACCACGGCACCGCUGAAUCCCGGGACAACCCGGUCUGGCCCGUUCUGAACUUCUGCAUCAGGCGGUACUUCCGCUUCGGCCUCAACUACAAGGAGGUUAACCGCGAAACCGGCGGGUAUCUGACCCUGCAACGGCGGGAUUAUUGGGGCGACACGGAGGCGGCGGUCGAGCUCUCCGUGCGCACCCUUCCGGACAAAACCGUCCUGGUCGGGCCCGAGUCGAUGGUCCGCAGGUCGAAUCCGAUCCGGAAAAAGUUUGUCAACUGA